Poecilia reticulata (guppy) is the source of this 2347-nucleotide messenger RNA. RefSeq names its product tripartite motif-containing protein 16-like. Lineage: Eukaryota; Metazoa; Chordata; Actinopteri; Cyprinodontiformes; Poeciliidae. The record is from RefSeq and is a predicted model, not a curated record. Gene Ontology annotation, molecular function: protein binding; zinc ion binding.
CCAACAGUCAAAACUGGAGACCUGACAGGUGUGUAACCAAAACCACAGGCUGAUGACAAAAACCACAACUGCAGUUUCAACCACCUGUAACUCUACACCAAAACCUGGGAAAACAAGCAGGCUUAGUCACGCCAGGACAAUGGCCUCAAACCUUUUCCUGCAUAACUCCUCCUACACUGGAUCCUGUCAACACAUCGCUGUUCCCUCCUCUUCAGAUCUAGAGGUUUAUUGCUGAGUGCAACAGCUGCAAAGCCUCAUUCGCUGCAGAAACGAAAGGUGUGGAGAUCAGAGAUCAGAGCUGUUGCUGCACUGCAGAAGACAAACGAACACAGUUGUCGAUACUGAGAGCUGAAAUGGCGGAGAGCGAUCAACCGGACCGAGAUAAGUUGUUUUGUUCCAUCUGUUCAGAUUUACUGAAGGAUCCGGUGACCAUUCCCUGUGGACACAGUUACUGUAGGAACUGUAUUAAAGACCGCUGGGAUGGAGAAGAUCAGUGUGGAACACACAUCUGUCCCCAGUGCAGAGAGACGUUUGAACAGAGACCUGGGUUAAGGAGAAACACCAUGAUAGAAGAGUUGAUUAAAUAUCUGAAGAAGAUGGGAGUUGCUCUCGCUGACCACUGCUAUGCUGGACCUGAAGAUGUGGCCUGUGAUGUCUGCACCGGAAGAAAGAUGAAAGCUGUCAAGUCCUGUUUAACCUGUUUAGCUUCUUAUUGUAAGAAUCAUCUCCAGCCUCACUAUGAUGCUGCACCAUUAAAGAAACACAAGCUGGUGAAUCCCUCCAAGAACCUCCAGGAGAGCAAAUGCUCUCGUCAUGAUAGGGAGUUGGAGAUUUUCUGUCGUCUUGAUCAGCAGUGUAUCUGUUAUCUCUGCACUAUGGAAGAACAUAAAGACCACGAAACGGUAACAGCUGCAGCAGAAAGAGCUGAGAAGCAGAAGGAGCUCCAGGAGAGUCAACAACAAAUCCAGCAGAGAAUCCAGGACMRAGASAAAGAUGUGAAGCUGCUUCAACAGGAGGUGGAGGCCAUCAAUGUCUCUGCUGAUAAAGCAGUGGAGGACAGUGAGGAGAUCUUCACUGAGCUGAUCCGUCUCCUCCAGGAAAGAAGCUCUGAGGUGAAGCAGCAGAUCAGAUCCCAGCAGGAAACUGAAGUGAGUCGAGUCAAAGAUGUUCAGGAGAAGCUGGAGCAGGAGAUCAGUGAGCUGAAGAGGAAAGACGCUGAGCUGGAGCAGCUCUCACACACAGAGGAUCACACCCAGUUUCUCCUCAACUACCCCUCACUGUCAGCACUCAGUGAGUCGACAUACUCAUCCAGCAUCAACAUCCGUCCUCUGAGACACUUUGAAGACGUGACAGCAGCUGUGUCAGAGCUCAGAGACAAACUACAGGACGUCCUGAGAGAAUCAUGGACAAACAUCAAACAGGUAAUACCUGAAGUUGAUGUUCUACUGUCAGAACCAGAACCAAAGACCAGAAAUGGAUUCUUAAAAUACUCUCAAGAAAUCACUCUGGAUCCUAACACAGCUCACAAUAAGCUGUUAUUAUCUGUGGGAAACAGAAAAGUAACAUCAACUGACCAGCAACAGUCUUAUGCUGAUCAUCCGGACAGAUUCAGUGUUUAUAAUCAAGUCCUGAGCAAAGAGAGUCUGACUGAACGUUGUUACUGGGAGGUGGCAAUGAAAGGAGGAGCUGGAGUUGGAGUAGCAGUUUCAUACCAGAACAUCAACAAGGCAGAACCAUUUGGAUUCAAUGACAAAUCUUGGUCAUUAAAUUGUACUGCAGACGGUUACAUAUUUCAUCACAACAAAGUUAAAACUCCAGUACCAGGUCCAGUUUCCUCCAGAGUCGGAGUGUACCUGGACCACAGAGCAGGUAUUCUGUCUUUCUACAGCGUCUCUGAAACCAUGACUCUGAUCCACAGAGUCCAGACCAGAUUCACUCAGCCGCUACAUGCUGGGAUUAGACCGCUCUUUAGUAAGGACUCUGUGGAGUUUGUUAAACUGAGAUAGUCAGCAGUGAUCUGAGGUCCAGUUGGUUCAAAUGUGUAUUUUUGUUUCAGUUGUUUUAGUCUAAAUCAUUGUUUUCAUUUCUUCACUGUCCAGAUCAGCUGUGUUUAUGGAGCUACUUUGCCGCCUUGUUUGUUUUGUAGAUGUUGGAGUUUGUUUGGGUGCUGCCCCUUCCUGUUUCUGUUCAGCCACAGAACCUAUCGCUGCUAAGGAGGAUUUUUAUUCACCUAAUCUAAUUUCAUUUAGAUUUAUUGCUUUGUCAGACCAAAGGUUGUUGUUCAAAUAACUGUACAGAUGAGAAGAUCAGAUUAUGAAUCUAUAUGUGUCAAUAAAUUCAACUUGUG